Messenger RNA from Ananas comosus (pineapple), 902 nucleotides. RefSeq names its product calcineurin subunit B-like. The transcript has 6 exons. Gene Ontology annotation, molecular function: calcium ion binding. The coding region runs from base 90 to 617 and encodes 175 amino acids. The record is from RefSeq and is a predicted model, not a curated record. NCBI's taxonomy places the organism in Eukaryota, Viridiplantae, Streptophyta, Magnoliopsida, Poales, Bromeliaceae.
CCCCACUCCCUCGCCUUUUCUUCUUCUUCUUCUUCGUUAUCGUCUUCGUCCUCGUCCUCGUCCUCGACGAAGCUAGAGGGGGCGCGGCCAUGGGGAACGCCUCGUCCACGCUCACCCAGUACGACAUCGAAGAGGUCCAAGAGCACUGCAACUACCUCUUUUCCCAGCAGGAGAUCGUCGCCCUCUACGAGCGCUUCUGCCAACUCGAUCGCAACGCCAAGGGCUUCAUCUCCGCCGACGAGUUCCUCUCCAUCCCCGAGUUCUCCCUCAAUCCCCUCUCCCAGAGGUUGCUUAAGAUGGUGGACGGGUUGAACUUUAAGGACUUCGUCGCGUUCCUCUCGGCGUUUAGUGCAAAAGCGAGUCUCCAGCAUAAGAUUGAGCUGAUCUUUAAGGUAUAUGAUAUAGAUGGAAAGGGGCAGGUAACUUUUAAGGACUUGUUGGAGGUGCUUCGUGAUUUGACGGGGUCGUUCAUGUCGGAGGAGCAGAGAGAGCAUGUCUUGGUCUGGGUAUUGGAAGAAGCUGGCUACACAAGAAAUUCCUCUAUUUUGUUGGAUGAUUUUGUGAAGGUUCUGAGCAGCCCUGGAUUAAAGAUGGAGGUUGAAGUACCAGUUGACUGAAGAAUAAGAGGCUUUACCCAAGACAGGUCUCUCAUGCUCUGUUACAAUGUAAAAAAAAGCAAUUACUUGAUUUUUCAUUAUCUGGAUGAACUUACCUGUAGUAUGCUGUAAGAUAAAUAAACUGAUGAUAAUCUGCUCCAUAAGUCUUAAGUAAUUUCAUUUAGUUAUGUCGUUUUCUGUCGAGUGAGAAUUAUAAUAUCAUUUUUUACAUACAUGAUACAUACCAUAGUGGCAACUAUGUACCUAGUUUAACAAGCUUAUUAAAUCACAUCGAAGUUCAGAGCA